GAACCGAGUGACUGUCAUACUGCUUCCAAAACCUUGGGUGAACGUAGAUUUUUUUGAGGACUGGAUAAUCACCGCACUGCCAAAGAGAAAUGACUGAUCCCAGCAAGCUGUCCGUGGCCGUUGUCUGCUCCUCGAACAUGAACCGAUCGAUGGAGGCGCACAACUUCCUGGCCAAGAAGGGCUUUAACGUGCGCUCCUACGGAACCGGCGAGCGGGUGAAGUUGCCCGGCAUGGCGUUCGACAAGCCGAAUGUUUACGAGUUCGGCACCAGCUACGAGGACAUCUACCGCGACCUGGAGUCCAAGGACAAGGAGUUUUACACACAGAAUGGUCUGCUACAUAUGCUCGACCGCAAUCGGCGCAUCAAAAAGUGCCCGGAGCGCUUCCAAGAAACCAAAGAGCAGUUCGACAUCAUCGUGACCGUGGAGGAGCGCGUCUACGAUCUGGUGGUGCUGCACAUGGAGUCUUUGGACUCGGUGGACAACCGGCCCGUGCACGUUAUCAAUGUGGAUGUGGUGGACAACGCAGAGGAUGCGCUAAUGGGUGCCUUCCUUAUUACGGACAUGAUAAACUUGAUGGCGAAGUCAACGGAUCUGGACAAUGACAUCGACGAAAUGAUCCAGGAGUUCGAGGAGCGGCGCAAACGGGUCAUUCUGCACUCGGUGCUCUUCUACUGACGACCGACGUCACCGAAACCCAGACAACCAACACCACACUCCCGUAGUCUCCCUGCGUUCCAGCCGAGUGAAUCGCUCGCCCUGCCGCCCAGGAUUGGAUCCUUGUGGCAAAGGGUGUAGGAAACGUGGGGCUGCGGGUCCCGGAAUUGGGAACCUAGCAUCUAAGAAAGUUGUAAAUAGAGAAGGGGCCAUCACACACACACAUACACACACAAAGCAUGCAUGCCCUCACACAACCGAUUCAAAAUCCAAUCUCAACACACACCUGCACUCUCUGGCAAUGGCUCAUGAAUUUGUAAUGAAACAGACACACAGCACUCAUCAAAUGGUGACCAUUACAGCACGGCGGAUCCGUAACCCUUUCAUAUGUAGUAUGUGUACACGUGUCCGUAUUCCUUAUAGUUCCGGCGGAAGAUCCGCAUUCGUUCUGCUCGUCGUCUCUGGAUUUUAUCACUGGGAUUUCUUAACCGACCAUCUGACCGAUACUCCGAUCUCCCGCUCUCACUCUCUUUCCAACUCUUCGCUCUGCUGCGAUACGAUUUGAUUCAUGUGUGAAAACAGAAAAAACUCGCAUUACACAGAGCCGUGCGUGUGCGUAUGCGUGUGUGAAUGGAGAGCCAACCAGGUGCGGAUCGAUGGGGAGAUCGGGGCCUUUGGGGCUCCACCUUGUGGCCAGAGGGGUGUAGUUUCUAAUCUAGCUUAGUUUUUUCAUAUUGUUCAGACAGGGCGCCAGUCCGCCUGCCAUUUUUAUAGCCUAAUCAAUAGCACCCGAAGAUCAUCUGUGCCGAAUGUUUCAAGCAAAAUAGCCAAAGGAAGGCCCGCUGCGGGCUCCAGUACACGAUACUAAAUACAUACAGUGCAAGCUCGAUACGGUGAAUACAAUAAAAACCAACCAAGGCAGAUGACUUACUCAGAUUGUGUUCACAACAAUAAUGAUUGGAAUAAAAAUAGUACGCCAGUCAAGGAGGUUUUCUUGUUGACAUUCAAAAUUUGUUUAUUUUGGUUUAACAAAUGCAUCGGGUUCUGAACACAAAAUGUUGAUCAAAACGAAUCCUAAUUUGAACUUUGGCUGUCAUUCGAACUUAUAUUACCUACACUAUUUUCUUUUUAAAAUUUUUAUAGCACGGUUAUUUAAACAAGAGCUUUGAGUCCCCAAAUUACUUUUUGGUUUAAAGUUUGUAAGAUAUAUUUAAAAUUGUGUGCCUCUAUGUGUUACAAAUAGCCGAUGCAUAUCUGUUUACUGAAAGCAAAUAUUUUAAAGUUAAUAUACACAAUGUUUUUGCUAUUAUAUUAUUUCGAUCCGCAAAAUACAAUGAUAAAACGUUACUGAGUUUGCACAUUCA
Drosophila ficusphila is the source of this 2020-nucleotide messenger RNA. RefSeq names its product RNA polymerase II subunit A C-terminal domain phosphatase SSU72 (gene Ssu72). The transcript has 3 exons. Gene Ontology annotation, biological process: termination of RNA polymerase II transcription. The coding region runs from base 90 to 677 and encodes 195 amino acids. Gene Ontology annotation, cellular component: mRNA cleavage and polyadenylation specificity factor complex; nucleus. NCBI's taxonomy places the organism in Eukaryota, Metazoa, Arthropoda, Insecta, Diptera, Drosophilidae. Gene Ontology annotation, molecular function: RNA polymerase II CTD heptapeptide repeat phosphatase activity. The record is from RefSeq and is a predicted model, not a curated record.